GAGCGACCCGUACGUCAGGCGGCGCUCCGACCUUGCGGGUUUGUCUGGUCGCGUCUCCGCUGCUCCCGGUCCGCCUGCCCCUCACUCGCCGGGAAGAUGGCUGCCGUACGCAGGGCCCGCAGUUACUCCCGCUGCGUGGUGCGCUUCUCCGACCGAGAACUCUGCUAAUUUCCCCCCGCGGGGAGGACGCAAGGACCGAGCAGGGGGGGCAGAGACCCCCGGGACGGGACAGCGCCGCCCGAGCGUUGGCAGUAUGGCAGAAGCUGAAGAAGAUUGUCACUCUGAUUUGGUGAGAACAGAUGACAGUGAAACAUCUGGCGAAGCGAAUCUUCAGGCAGAGCUCCAGAUGUUCAGAGCUCAGUGGAUGUUUGAGCUUGCCCCGGGUGUGAGUUCUAGUGGGUCGGAACCUCUGCCAUUCAGAGCAUCUUCAAGAGGAGCUGGAGUAAAGUCUGCAGAUUCCAGGGCAAAGCAGGAGAUAGCAACAGAGGAAAAGGCAAAAGAACUUUUCUUGAAGGCAGUGGAAGAAGAACAAAAUGGGGCCCUUUAUGAAGCCAUCAAGUUUUAUCGUCUAGCCAUGCAGCUUGUACCUGACAUAGAGUUUAAGAUCACCUAUACACGGUCCCCAGAUGGUGAUGGAGUUGGAAAGAGGUGUGUUGAGGAUAACAAAGAGGAUGACAAAAUGGCUGAUCUCCUGUCAGAUUUCCAGCAGCAGUUAACUCUUCAGGAAUGUUCAGUGAAACUUUGUCAACCUGAGGUUGAUGUCAGCCAGACCCAUAUCUCAGCGUUGCCUAUGGAAGUGCUAAUGUACAUUUUCCGAUGGGUGGUUUCAAGUGACCUGGACCUGAGAUCAUUGGAGCAAUUAUCUCUUGUCUGUCGAGGAUUUUACAUUUGUGCUAGAGAUCCUGAAAUUUGGCAUCAAGUUUGUUUGAAAAUAUGGGGCAGGAGCUGCAAUAAACUUGUUCCCUAUGCCUCUUGGAGAGAAAUGUUUUUGGAAAGGCCCCGUGUUCGAUUUGAUGGUGUAUAUAUCAGCAAGACAAAAUAUAUACGCCAAGGAGAACAAUCUCUUGAUGGUUUCUAUAGAGCGUGGCACCAAGUGGAAUAUUACAGGUAUUUGAGGUUCUUUCCAGAUGGUCAAGUUAUGAUGCUAACAACCCCUGAAGACCCUCAGUCUAUAGUUCCUCGCUUACGGACUAAAAAUGCAAGAACGGAUGCCAUCUUGCUUGGUCAUUAUCGCCUUUCCCAAGAAACAGACAAUCAAACCAAAGUAUUUGCUGUAAUAAUGAAGAAAAAGGAUGAGAAACCAAUUGACUACCACAAGUACAGGUAUUUCCGGCGUGUUCCUGUACAAGAAACAGAUCACAGCUUUCAUGUAGGACUGCAGCUGUGCUCGAGUGGGCGCCAGAGGUUCAACAAGCUUGUCUGGAUGCAUCAUUCUUGUCAUGUAACUUACAGGUCAACUGGUGAGACAGCUGUUACUUCUUUUGACAUUGACAAGAUGUACACCCCUCUGUUUUUUGCACGCGUGAAGAGUUUCACUGCAUUUUCAGAGAAGCCGCUCUAAGAAACGCCUCUUCCUCUCACAAGUCUUGCAUGAAUGAAAGGUUGUAGUUAAUGAGCACUUAAGUUAUAAAUGUGUAUAUAUAUCCUUGGAACAUUUUAAAGUUCUGGAGAAUUUUUUCUUUGAAGGUAGUGUGUUUUACUUGAUUAUGAAUGGCUGGGGUUUUGUUUUGAGAUCGAGCUUAUGAAUACUGAACACUUUUACUUUGUGACAAGAACUUGGUAACGAAUUUUUGUUGUUUGAUUUGGUUUGUUUUUUUUUUAAACAGAUUUUAUAAAUUAAUCUGCUUAAAAUGCAAGCCUUCAUCUGCCAGGACAGUAAUAUGUCCAAAAGCAAUUGUUAUAGGAAAAUCUCACUGUUCAUGGAAACAGUGUGUGGUCUCUGGUGAAGGCUUGAAGUGGGAAGGGAAGAAAUUUGUCAUUUAGCUGUUAAAAUGUGUGACUUAAAAGAACUUCAAAUAAAUGUUUUCUUUAAAUUAAA
Molecule: messenger RNA, 2038 nt
Organism: Pogoniulus pusillus (Red-fronted tinkerbird)
Lineage: Eukaryota; Metazoa; Chordata; Aves; Piciformes; Lybiidae
Gene: FBXO9
Product: F-box protein 9
Exons: 13
Coding region: 254-1561 (435 amino acids)
Biological process (GO): SCF-dependent proteasomal ubiquitin-dependent protein catabolic process
Cellular component (GO): cytoplasm; SCF ubiquitin ligase complex
Molecular function (GO): protein binding
Source: RefSeq, a predicted model, not a curated record